This is a messenger RNA of Hipposideros armiger (great roundleaf bat), 6887 nucleotides long. It is a transcript of the gene CLEC1A, whose product is annotated as C-type lectin domain family 1 member A. The coding region runs from base 254 to 1066 and encodes 270 amino acids. NCBI's taxonomy places the organism in Eukaryota, Metazoa, Chordata, Mammalia, Chiroptera, Hipposideridae. Gene Ontology annotation, cellular component: plasma membrane. The transcript has 6 exons. The record is from RefSeq and is a predicted model, not a curated record. Gene Ontology annotation, biological process: signal transduction. Gene Ontology annotation, molecular function: transmembrane signaling receptor activity.
CAGACCGCCCAAAUAGAAAACACAUGCUAUUUCCCCUUCGCCUGACCAAUUUGGCAUUCAGAGCACAAGUUCACAGGAGAGGGGCUGGGCCUCUCCAGGCAGGAACUGGAGUCAGAGACUUCCCUGCUACUUGCUGGGAGAGAAGAACAUUAGGAAUGUCUUUCAGUGUCUCGGUUCCCGAAGUGUCUCAUAGCAGCCAGGCAUUUUGGGGGCAAUCCAACCAGAGCUCCCCCUCGCCCUUGCAGAAGUCCUGAUGCAGGCCAAGUACAGCAGCACAAGGAGCAUGCUGGAUGCUGAUGAGGACACCACCAUGAGCCUGUAUUCUCGAGCCUCUACUAUAGCCCAGCGGCCAGAGCCUGGGCACACAGAGCACCAGCCUCCCUCUUUAGCUUGGCGUCCAGUGGCCCUGACCCUGCUGACUUUGUGCCUGGUGCUGCUGAUUGGCCUGGCAGCGCUGGGGCUUGUGUUUUUUCAGUACUACCAGCUCUCCAAUAGUCAGCAAGACAGUAUUUCUGAAAAGGAAGAAAGAUUGGGAAAUCUCUCCCGACAGCUGCAAUCUCUCGAAGCUCAGAACAAGAAGCUUGUCGAAACCCUGCAGCGUGUGGCUGAAAAACUCUGCCGUGAGCUCUAUAACAAAACUGGAGAGCACAGAUGUAGCCCUUGCCCAGAAAAAUGGAAGUGGCAUGGGGACAAAUGCUACCAGUUCUAUAAAGAGAGCAGGAGUUGGCAAGGCUGUGAACAUUUCUGCAUUGCUGAGCACUCAACCAUGUUGAAGAUAAACACACAAGAAGUGCUGGAGUUUGCCAUGCCUCAGAGCUACACUGAGUUUUUCUACUCAUACUGGACAGGGCUAUCCCGCAAUGGCAGUGGCAAGGCCUGGCUGUGGUUGGAUGGAGCCCCUUAUGCCUCUGAACUAUUUGAAAUAAUUAUAGAUGUCACCAGCCUAAGAAACAGGGACUGUGUGACCAUCCUCAAUGGAAAGGCUUUCUCAAAGGACUGCAAAGAGUUGAGGCGGUGUGCGUGUGAGAAAACAGCAGCCACAGUCAAGAUAGACAGACUCCACUAGCUCCUUUGAACUGUUACAUGGAGGUAAUUGACUCUCCAGCCACAACUCCGACUUCAAGCUCCCUUCAGAGAAGCUGAAGAUCAGAACAAAAGUUGCACUUGUAAUAGUUUGAUUUCAGUUCCUAUUUUCUUAAUUUGAUCCAUGUUUAUACAACAAUUGAACAAAAAGAUUGAGCCAAGUAAUGUCAAUGCAAGGGAUACUGAGACAUUGGGAAGUAGAAAACACAAAAGCAAAAAAAAGAAAAAGAAAAAGAAAAACCAGGAAAGGCAAUCCCUCUGGCUGGCACAAGAAGGAUUUUCAUAUUUCCUGCUCAGGAUCACCAGCACUUCUGAACUUGACUUCAUGCACAUAUUUAUUAGUCGCAGAGAAGUCUUAUUUAUGUAUCACCAAGUGUCCCCAGAAACCCAUAUAGUUGUAAUCCAUCUUCUUGACUUUGAGAUAACUUUCUAGUGUUCUUCCCUCUCAGCAUCUCAUAUCAUCUCCCUGUUUUCAUGUCCACCUUAAAAUUUGGAGAAGUGAGAAACUUAAAGCAAAGAAAUAAGUGUAUGUAACACUCUUUGCUCCAACAGUCAAAUAGUCCAUGAGAAAUUACCAAUCAGUCCUUAUACUGUGCUACCAAAUACACAACUUAUUCUUUUUGUUUUCUUUAGUUCAUAUAUGUGUUUUUUUCCUUCUCAAUCUUUGAAUAAAGGUCCCAUCUGCCAUGUCUAUGGCCUGCUUCCCACUGGACUAAUUCUCUUUAUUAGUAUCUUAACUUCUUAAAGACAUACCUCCCACUGUCCAUUUAAGAUUCAAUGAUUGUCUCCUUUCUUUAGGUGUUUCUUCUAGGAAAGAAAUAUUCUCAGCUCAAUUCCAUAUCAGAAUUACUGUUCCUGAUGCUGCAUUUAGAGAGAAUGAACACUAGAAAAAGUCAGUCUGUGUAUGUGCAUCUGGAAUAGUUUGGGUUCAGUUCCUAUUUUCUUCCAUUCAAUCCAUGUUUAUACCUUGCAGGUACUAAAUAUUUAAUAAUAAUAAAUGUAAAUAAUGUGAACUGUAUGUGAUUUUAGAAUGGACUUGUGAUUUGGGGAAAAAUUCAGUGUGGAAAUGCUCUUCAAAAUAUGACAGCAGUUAAUAUUUUGGUGGUUUGUCCCUUACUGAGAGGUUGUAGGGACUCUAGAAAGAGUACUGAUUAUUUGAUUACUUUAAGAAAAUAAGAAGUCUUUGAGAUGCAUUUUUUUCCUUAAGAGGAUGGUUUUAAUAGUUUCCUAAAAUGAAAUCCUUUGACUCUUUAUGUCAUCAAUACAUGGCUAAAGAUGAGUAAAUUCAAAUUGCAAUAGGGCAUGUUACCCACUCAGGUCACGAAAGGGAGUGACUGACGUUUGUAUACAUAGCUGGUAUCUUGUGUAGCUGUCCCUUUCUCAGGAUGACAAUGUGCACAACUGUAACAGGGGUCGUUGCCAAUAACGCCAUCACAAACACUGGCUUUGUGAGUUUAUAGAUAAAUCAAUUUGAGGGGGUUAACAGUAGGAAGGAUAAUUUAUUAUAAAUCUUUAUUUUCAACAGUGAGAACUUGGGUUCUUAUAUUUAUUUUCAGUAAGCAUCUAUCUCAUGUGACAUGACAUUAAGUUAGCAAACAAAUGAUAAAGAGAACACUUUUGUAUUUAUUUUCAUAAGACUGUGUGACUUAUCAAUCACUAGUUGUAUAUUUUUUCCUUAAGACGUUUUUGUUGAUUAGCUAGGAAAUUUUUUCAAUGUUGAGCAAAUUUUGUGUUGAUUUAUUGUGUUAUGCAAAGAGAACUUCAUUGUGAUCACAAAUUGAGAGUUUUAGACCCUUUAUUUUCAUGUAUUAUUGCAAAAAAAUAACUUCACUUCCAGAAGCUUAUUCCAUUAAGUAUAAAGUGGAAAUAUUUAUAAUUUUCUCACAGUGUAACUGUUGGCUGAAGUGAGGUAUAUGUGAAAUUAGUUUCAUAGGCUAAAUAGUAAUACAAAAUUUAAAGAAUAUUAAAAUAUGUUUAAAAGGGGAGAGAGGAUUUAGUGAUUAUUUUUAAAAAUAGGGGAGCACAAAUGAGCAUAAACAACCUUCUUUGGAGACCUGUAUUCAUGAGCAAAUUGUAGAGAGAUACCAACAAUGAGGAGCUGCGGAUAUUAUAAAAUAUUUUCUAGGGUGGGUGCAGAUAUUUAAUGCACACAGUUAAUGUAAUAAGCACAUACCUAUAAAUGUGGAUUAAGCUUUUUGUCAAGCAAUUAAGUGUUAUUUAAGCACUGCUACUACAGAAAGAAAAUGUGGUUCAUAUGAGAAAGUCAAAUGACUUUGCGGACUAACUUGUAAAAUGAAGACAAUGCACACAAAUUUUGACCCUUGGCAUCCUACAUAACUAUCAUCUAGUUCAGGGUUGGAUGACAAAUGCCUCUUUAAACGACAUUGCUUUAAAGGUCUAGCUGCCUGGAGACUGGGUGUUGAAUAGUAUCCUUUCUUCAAAUCUGCCACCUAAGGGAAAAUGUUACUUUAGAUGGUGAGGAAGGAAAAAAAAUAGCAUUUAUUUAACAUUUUUGGCUAUUCUUGAGCUUCUUUCCCUCCAUCUUUGCCCUCAAUAAUCCCCUCAUCUGUAUAGCAGGACCCACUGAUAACAAUAUGAGCAAUUAUUUCAAAAGAACAGCGAAAGAAUAUGGCACAACCUUCUCUCCACAAAUGAAAAAAAAAUGAAUAGAAAAUAAUCAUAACAUGAAUUUGAAAAUAUGACUUGCUGAGAACAACUUUCCAUUGAGAAUCAGAGAAGGCAGCAUCCAUGAGUUAGUUUUUCAGGAAGAGAAAAACUUUUCUCUUCUGGGCUGUCAUGUGUUUAGGUUCCUCUGAAGAAAUUGCAGGAAAAGUCAAACGAGGAACAUGGCCUUUCUUGGUAGAUCUGAGUUCCCCAGGGUACACAAUGAGCUAUUUCUUUUCCUGAGGAUAUUGAACCAGUUCUUAAAACUUAUCAACAGGAAACAGGUCAUGAGCCCUGUAACAGCAGGAAGUAUGAGGAGUGCAGUGGGAGCUUUAACUUCGGGGAUAUAAACAGAUCAUGAAAUAAGUAGAAAAGUCUAAUAGGUUGCCUCAGGGUAGGCCUUCAUAUCUAGGAGUCAAAUACUUUGUAAAGGGAUUAUUGCCAUUUUUGAAGAAUACAAAAAGCAGCAUAAUGUGUUUAAAGAGUACAUAGCUUUUUAAGGAGGUUCACUGUAUGAACAGAUUUUUAGAAUCUAAUAAUACUAUUAUUCUAUAAAUCUCACUCUUCUAAUGUUCUUUUUACACACUUAAUGUACUUUAACCAGAGCACAUAACAAAGCGCCUUUAUGUUAUGUAGGACACAGUUGUAUGUUUCCUUUUCAUAUUUUUAAAGUUAACUUGGAACUCAAUGAGAUGAAUCAAGAUACCCAAUUGAUUCCCGGAGGGACUAGGAUAUAAAACUGUUUGUCCCAGUGCUAAGGCUCAGUCCCUCUUCCCACUGCCUUGAAAAGGCCUUGAUAUUCUGGGCCAAAAGCAACUUACAGGAAGAAAAUUUUCUACUCAUAAUAUCUGUGUGGAAAGCAAUAUUGCCACUGAUGGAAUUUGUAGGUGCUUAUGCCAGCUGCACUGGAGAUAAAAUUCUGACUUGUAAACACAGCAUCACAUAAUGGUGGGGUGACAUCAGCUGAAGGAUGUUUGCCUUUUGCUUCCUUGUACUUUUUCUAAAAAGAGUUAUUAAAUGCUUCCUAUCCUUUCUCUAAACAUAGCUCCAUGACAAUACUUUGGAGAGCCUUGAAGACAAACAGUCUUUACUGUUAAAAUUUGCCAUUGUUUCUCUUUCAUUCCAGGUUAUUAUAUUCAGCUGCCAGCUGCCAGCUGCCAGCUGUGAAAACCAAACACAGGAGACAACUUAUGCUGUUUUGCUCUUCUCCUUUUCUACUUUCCUCAGAAAACUAGAGAAAAAUCCCCUUUUAUCGAAAUCCCUGUUAUUGCAAUCCCCACCAUUUUAACUCCAGGUCAAGAGGAAACGAACAGACAAAAAUACCUCACAAAAUCCUUCAGAGGUCACUUACUAUGAUAGACUUCUAGAUUCAUUUAAGUGAUUUUUCACUGUUUUUCUAAAUUAGGUUUUAUUUUACUUUAUUUAAUUAAGUGGUGUCUUUAGUAUAAAGAAAGAUGAGACUCUAGUGUAGCUCAGCUAAUCUUUGAGAAAACUGAAAGGUUAAAUAAGAUUAUAUUGAAUUUAGCAAAUAUUUGAUGAGAACCUACAGUGUAGUAAGUUCUUCUAGGGAUGGUAAGUGUAUAGAAGAGUAAUGUAAUAAUAAUUAGUGAAUUUUUGCUUCCUAUAGAUCACAAGAUACUUUUAUAUCCAUUGUCUCUUGGGAACGAGCUAAUCCACAUUCAAGGAGCCUGAAAACCUAGGACACAGGUUGUCUAUAAAUUUAUUUGAGGAGAUUCAUUCACUUUAAAACAGAUAUUGUAUCUAGAUAGUUGCUGACAUUUUACAUAUAAACUUUAUCUUCUUAUUAUUCCCAUAACAUGAGCAGGAAAAGGGGUCAUUUUUGUCUGUAAUACACAUAUAAGGUUGAUGCCUAAUGAUUGGUGAUUUAUCCCAGAGAAGAAUAGCAAACACUGAUACACUAUAAUACUCUAUGCAAGGUAUAUUCUCAGCAAUUUACACAUAUUAAGGAUUUAAGCCUCAAAGAUAUUUUGAAAUCAGACCUGUUAUUAUUUUACAAUGAAAAAAUUGAGGCACAGAUAGAUGCAGUUAGAAGUGCUGAAGCACUAACCUUGAGAGUCCAGGUUGUGAGUCAUUUGAUUUGGGAGUGGUGGGGAUGGUCGUAAGAGUGGGGAAGGAAGCUUAUAGCUGUCCUCCCUGGAGACAUGUCGGUAUUAGCAGCCAGACUAUUCCUUCCACUUAUGUGGAGUUAUGGUGUUUCAUCUCUCUGGUAGAAUUAUGCAGUACUGAAAAGGUUACUGUCUUACAGACAGCAGAAAGCAGCCUGUUUUCCUUCCAAUUUGAAAAUCCAUAUCUUCGUCCUCCCAUCCCACUAGUCUGAUGGCAUAAUGCCCGGGAGCCUGCAAAUGUGUAGAAAAAUCUGGCAGACAGUGAGUUUAAGGCCUUAUUUAUUUAAGAAAAUAUCAACUGCAUCAUCUCCCCAGUGAUUUAUAGAUUUCUGUGUGGAGUUUUUAUAGUCUCUCUAGACUUAAAAAAAACAUAGUGAAAAAUUAAAAAUGACAUAUGGGAAUGAUUUUUCUUCCAUUUGUUCUCAACCUACAGGAUUUUGUCCUCUAUAACUCUUGAGUCAAUUUUAUUCUUGGCAAUUUGAACAAUGCCAAAUUAACAUGAACAUCUGGCAAAUAUUGAAGAACAUUACCCAGUGUAAAUGCAAACAUAAGGUUUGAAUCCCAAGUUGCGAGUUCUCUCACACACACCUUGGGUUAUUUCUGCAUUUGCUGUUUGGCAUUUUGUGGCAGGUUUUCCAACAACCUGUUCCAAACACUAUUACAAUAGGUCACUUUGAGCACAAUUUCUUACAGGUAGAGAAUCUUAACACAUACUUCUCACAGAUAAAGUACUUCCAACUGGUGCAGUUAGAGAAAAAAAGAAACUUGUCUUUGAGAUAUCCACAGCACUGGUGAGUUGAUUUGGGUCUCUGUGUUGGCAACCUGGAGAGGCAAGUCAGUAUAUCUGAGGUUAAGUAUGGGGCUUAUGGUGACGUCCUUGUGGGUAACUAAUGAGGGGCACAUAGCUUUGUGUUUGUUUUAUUUUGUUUUAAUAUGGUACCCUCCUGUAGUAGUUUUGUACUCCUUCUUCAAAUAACAGCUGUUUUCUCUCAAUAAAAAUGUUGUCGAAAACUA